Molecule: messenger RNA, 3706 nt
Organism: Prosopis cineraria
Lineage: Eukaryota; Viridiplantae; Streptophyta; Magnoliopsida; Fabales; Fabaceae
Product: probable E3 ubiquitin-protein ligase ZFP1
Exons: 7
Coding region: 1757-3547 (596 amino acids)
Molecular function (GO): ubiquitin protein ligase activity
Source: RefSeq, a predicted model, not a curated record
UUUGUCAUCAAAUUCUAGUGUAAAAAGUAUGAUUGUUAUAAUCAAUGGAAGUUGGAUUGGGGGGUAAGGGACUCAAUACUCAUGAAGUAAUGUCGAGGGUUCAAACCUCUUCAAUGGAAUGGAUUAAGUUGGGAGAUUUAUUUUUUACUUCGUUUCAAUGAUGCUUGAAUAAUUAUACAAAAAGAAAAAAAAAAAAAGGACGUGUUAGAAGUUAUUUGAAAGACAGCUUAAAUUCAUCCCUCGUAAAAAAAUAAUGGUUCAAUGUGCUUUUAUAUACUGUAUGUCAAAACUAUUAGUUUCUUAAGCUAAUAAUGGUGAUAUUUUCCUAAUUAUUUCUGACGUUGGCAUUGUCACACAUAAAUCAUUGGUCACUUGUAAUUGCAAUGGUUCUAAGCAAUCUGUUUCUUAAUGUGAUAUUCUUAGUUAAUAUGUCUUGUGCUAUUAUUAGGUAUUAUGAUUCAGAUUUUAUAUCCCUGGUAGAGGCUUAAAUUUAUUUAUUUUCCUUCUUUAUUGUGUUCAAUUAAUUGAAUUCCUUCUGAGUAGAGUAUGUCUCAAUGUUCUAAUUUAAUUCUACAAUUUUGAAAUUGGGAUGAUUGGAAUUCAUAUUUUAUUGACUUUUAUGUCUUCCCUUCUUCCUAAACUUUGGGUUGAGUUUUCAAGUUUGUUUUAAAGUUCUGACUGCUGACCAUAUAUCAUAUAUACUAUUCAGGGAGAGUAUUAGUUUUUCUCUUCCACACACUAACUGCAUAUUUCAGAAUUUUGUGAUUAGGAGAUUAAUGGAUGAUUGUCUUGAAUAUAGAUGUUGCUGAGUCAGAGUGCAAGGUGGUUUUUCUCUUUCAAUGGAAAUGGGUAAUCUGUGAGUUAGUGACUUAAAGCGAGUGUAACAGGGACUGUUUUUUAUUUUUGGCCGAGUGUACUUGGGACUGUUGGUAAUUCAUGAUGAUGGUUAAGGGAAUCAGUAGUGGCUCCUUUGUUUGAAUAGUUGAGUGACUCCUAACUUUUACUCAUGUUUUUGCCUGUGUAAUAGCAAUUGAACUUGGUGAUGCUUGGUGUCAUAGGUUGUUCUGUAGAUGACGUGAAUAUUGCCUUACUGGCUAAUUCAAUUUGCCGUCCUGUUAUCGAUAAGCUCUUAAAUCAGUGUACGAGUCCUUAUUUACUUGUUCAAUCAUUUCUUUCGUAUUCUUGACAGCGUGACUUGGAAGUCUCAAGCUGGAUGGUCAUUGUCUGGGCCAUAAGUUCUUUUUCGAUAGAAGAUGUUAAAAUGGACAAUGGUUAAUACCAAAGACUAAUGUAUGAGAUGUUAAGGAAUUUCACUGAUGAAGUAGACAUUUGGAAGUGCCAGUGGUGGUUAUAUAUGCAAUAAAUGGAACAGGAAGGUCAGGCUAGGUGUAAUUAUAAUGCUAGCAGCAUUUUUCAUUGAAUAAUAAAGCUGACAACAUUUAUUUUAUUAAGUGCUAAAUUUUGGUUUUUAACUAUUUUUGCCCCCUUUUGCUUUGGCGAGGCUUAUCUGACCACAUGCAUCUUAAUUUAUCUCUAGGUAUUGAAUCUUGACUACGCGUAUCAGUAGUUACACUUCCUAGCCAUGUCCUGCUUUCAGUUUAUGAUAAUGAGGGGAAUUCCUAAUUUCUAUUUUCGAAAAGGCUACCUUGUGGGAGUUUUGACAUCUGACUUACACACUUUCAUCCGUUGUAUGUAUAUGCAUUGGCUUGUUCCCCUUUCCCCUCGUUCAAUGCAUAUAUCUACAAAUGACUAAUAAAUGAGGUUCAUCCUUCAAUUGGGCUUUCUCUGCAUAACCGCGACUUGCUCACACGUCAUGGAAGUGUUUGAUUUAUAUUUAGCAUCCAGAUUGUCAGUCAUUUGCAGGUCUGUCUUUAACUACGGUGUCUAUCCUGAGAUUGCAAGUGCUAUGAGUCAUAGGCAUUUGUAUAACACAUCUCAAAUGUUUGAGAGUGAUCAUGACCAAAAUUGGAAUUCUAUGCAUACUGACCAACAGUAUGUGCACCUUGGUAGAGCUAGCACUUCAGAGAAUGGUUCUUUCAUUUACCCUGUGGAAAAUAUGUCUAUAGAUGGCAUUUCUUUUACCUCUAAUUGGAAUUCUACCACAAUGCCAAAUGGAUUUGCAUCCUCAAGUCUCAAUAUUGAAGUACCACCUCAUCAGUCUGACACAUCGGGCGCUUCUCAUGACCAUUUUCUGCAUUCAUCAAGUGCUGCAGCCUUCUUUGCAGUUUCUGAAAAUUAUGCUCAUCAGCCUUCUUCUUCCAAUUAUGAUAGACAGCCAUUUCACAUCGUUGAUGGUGGUUUUGUUGAUCUUACAAUGGGAAGUGGAAGAGGGCCUCACAAACGGAAGAGCCCUGGAAUUCCUCCAGCCUGUGAGAGAGGUAGUACAAGUAGAUACAUAAAAACUGGAAGUUCAACUGAUCUUCCUAUGUCUUCAGAACUAUGGCAGGAGAAGCCAAAUAUGGAUUCUCAAUUUGUGCCUCGAGAUCAAGUUACCAUGCCAACAACCUUUAGAGGUGGUGACCUUUCAAUCAGGGGUGAGGGUUCCUUGAGAAACGUGAGAAGCCGUUCUGCACUUGAUUUUGAAUCCAACCUGGCCAGGACCCAUUUAUCUGGCAAUCAUUCACACAACUACUCCACUGGUCUACCCAUUGACCAUUCUAGCACAGUGGAUCUCUCAGGUCAGAGUUCUAGUGCAUUAACGAGGGAUUGGAGCCAAAUGAGCACAUCUCAUGCUCAUGGCAGGUUAUUACCAGAUACAAGUGCUCUUAAUUGUGAGACAAGUCACUUCCUUGUUGGGAGUAGUGCUAGUAAUCCAUCCGUAGAUAUUGGGGGUUACCAGCAUGAAUUUGGUACAAGCAGAAAUCCUAUUGUACCUCAAAGUUUUCAUAAUAAUCUGACUCAGACAGCUAGGGGAGUGCGAAGCAACUUUUCACAAAGGUCUACUCCACCUUUUAGAUCUUCUUCAAGCUUGCGCUUAGGGCAUGUGGCACCAUCAGAUGAUGGAAUGCAAAUGGUUGCUGGUAGUUACUCCUCAAGACACCCAAGGCCAUUAACAACCAUUGGCUGGAGGAACAGUGACAGAAAUGGAAGGUCAAGGAUAUCUAGUGAUAGAUAUCGACCAUCAGUAGAGGCAUCUCUCCACGAUCGAUUUUCUUCAGAGGGUUUCGUGAUUGUUGAUCGUGGGUUGCCAUAUGGAUCUAGAAGUAUGGUUGAUCAGCAUAGGGACAUGAGGAUGGACAUAGACAACAUGAGCUAUGAGGAACUACUUGCCCUUGGAGAGAGGAUUGGUCAUGUCAGCACAGGCUUGUCUGAGGAUUUGAUUUCAAAAUGCAUGACGGAAACAAUAUAUUGUUCAUCUGAGCAAAGUCAGGAGGAAGGAACUUGUGUUAUCUGUUUGGAAGAAUACAAGAAUAUGGAUGAUGUUGGGACGCUGAAAACUUGCCGUCACGACUACCAUGUGAGCUGCAUAAGAAAGUGGUUAUCUAUGAAGAACAAAUGUCCAAUCUGCAAAGCUUCUGCUUUGCCAGACGACGUGAAGGAGAAAUAAUUCAUUUUACUGUAGUUUAACAUAUCUCAUUUUGUAUAUAAAUUUGGAUAUUCCUCAAAGCCGGGGAGACGGUCUUUCUUUUGACGUUGUAAUAGGGAUGCUACUGAAUGUCAAUGCAUUUGUUUCUGGCUUCAAUCUCAUUCCGGUGAAGCCUUGAAA